CCGAGGAGUUCUGCCAUUUGCGCGUCGGUACGCAACAGUAGUGUUACAAGAGAUCUCUCGUGUGCUCAUACACAGUGUGAAAAAAAAUUUUUCAGUGUAUUUAUCUACAAGUGCUUCCGUUUUAAUUAACAACAAAUCAAUCACAAUGGCUGAUGUUGAAGCAAAAGAAACCAAAGUUGUCAGCACACCUGAGAAGGAGAAGAAGGUGGUAGAAGAAGAGAAACCAGUGACAAAGGUUGUUGAGGAGACUGAUGAAGACUCCAAAACUUCCGAGAAUGGAGAUGCCACAGAGACCAAAGAAAAUGGCUCGACUGAAGAAAAAGAAGUCGAUGAGAAAGAGGAGGAGACGCCAAAGAAUGGUGACUCCACAGAUGCUCCAGUCGACACCUGUUGUAUAAAGAGGAAAUCAGUUGGCGCUGAUUUGACUGAUGAUGCAUCAGCGGACGGUGCCAGUCCCGAAAAGAAAGCAAAAUUAGAUGAGAAACCAGCUGAAGCCGAGAGCAACGGUGCAGCCGAAGCCACGGCCUAAUGUUUCUGUAGUCCCUCUUUAUUAUCCAUAGACCUGAUCUAUAGACACAGUUUUUCACCAUCUAAACGUGAUGUCAGAAUGCAAAACAUAAUCAUCAGUGCAUCGCCAUAAUAGAACGAGUGUCGAUCGCAAAACUCUGAUAUUGUUUACGAUUACGUAUUUGUGUUGAGAGUGGCCGUGUGUAUGUUAAGUACCAAGAUCUUUCGCAUCAUAAGCGUUCAAAAAAAAAAAAGGCCAAUGCUAUACAAACACGUGAUAGCAUUGCACACAUACAUAUGAUAAAAAAAAAUUUAUUACCCUCGUUACACAAAUUUAAGACAAAAAAAAAAACGUAUUCAAAGCAUGAAAUAGCGCUUAAGCGCGUAUAAUGCAUAUUUAAAAACUUUUUUUUAUAUAUUAUAUAUAAAACAGAGCGAUCGCAGAGUUUCAUUCUCAAAAAAAAGCACGAGUUGAUUGUUGAAAAAAAUGUGUUAUUUUCUCCUUUUUUUUAUCAACACUCGAGUCGUUGACUUUUUUUCUUUUUUGAGACAUCCAAUAUCGGAUGAUCGCAUUGUGUAAAACGCAAUUUGAACUAAUCUCUUCAUAAGUUGUAAUACAUUCCUAUAUAUAAAAAAAAUUUGGUAAAAAAAAAAUAUGUUAAAGAGAUCAGUUUUCGACGAAUGUGAAUUACGCUGUUUUUUGUACAAUGCUGAUCCCGAAAUAUAACGUUACUUAAAGUCUGAUUUUAUUGCGAAAGUAUUAAAAUGGUGAAAAAAAAAAUAAUACAAUUCACUGCGUUUUACUGGCAGACAUAGGUGCACAAAUUUUUUUUUUUCCUCGACGCAGUUCAAAAGAUUCUUUAAAACUGCGGUGCAUUCGUAAAACUUAUCUAGAGCAGGUCAACAUCGUUGAACCAGUUUUCAUUAUCGACGAUAUUCGUAGACAGUAUUUUCUUUUUCUUUUUUUGUUUUACAAUUUUAACCCUUGACUGGUUUUGUGUACAAUUUAAUACAUAAAUAAAUUAAUAAUAAAAUAAAAACUAGUUGUGACUUGACUUCAAAAGAAAAUUUAAUUUGACUUUAUUCAAAUUACUAGAAAACAUUGUUAAAUUUAACAAUACUUUGUAGUAAAAAAAAAAAAAUUGACAUUAAUAAAGAGAAUUUGUAUUUAGUUUAAUUAGAAAUAUACACUGCCAGUUAAGGAUUAACGUUGACGUUAGUCAUAGUCAAAGUACUUAUGAUAAAAGCAAUCCACGUUUCAAUUAUUUGAUUUUAUCAAAGGAAAAAUUUUUUUUUUUAUUUUUUAUGAACAAGGCGAUUGCAUUUAUGUGAAACUUAAAAAAAUCGUUUUUAGAUUUAUGAGUGGCAAGCGAACGAUGCGAAGAUCAAUAAUAGCAAAAAUUCAUCUGUGUAAAGUAAAGAUGUUAGUUCAACGUAUUAAAGUUGUUAGGUAAAAAAAAAAAAUAAAAAAAAAAAACAUUUUUACUAGUUCAAUCUACGUAGAUCAGUUUCUUGUAGUUAAUCGAAUCUCACUGAAAACAACUGCCACUUGACAUUAAUUAAUGUCGAAUCAAACUGGCAUUCGCUGACCUGCUAUAAGCACUUGUCGUACAAAAUUUAACGGGGUCUGUAAUAUUCAAAACAAAAAAAAAAUCUACCUAAAUAUUAAAACUAAUGUUUAGAUGAAAAUAAAUGUUAAUUACCGACUAACAACAAAAAUACUUGUACAGGAUAAUAUAUAUUGUGUAAUUCAUUGUGUUCGCUAUUCCGGGUAAAAUAAAACUGGUUGUUUCAAAUGGCAAUAA
This is a messenger RNA of Leptopilina boulardi, 2312 nucleotides long. RefSeq lists its product as uncharacterized. The coding region runs from base 146 to 529 and encodes 127 amino acids. NCBI's taxonomy places the organism in Eukaryota, Metazoa, Arthropoda, Insecta, Hymenoptera, Figitidae. The record is from RefSeq and is a predicted model, not a curated record. The transcript has 3 exons.